Messenger RNA from Melanaphis sacchari, 3797 nucleotides. RefSeq names its product myb-like protein AA (gene zld). The record is from RefSeq and is a predicted model, not a curated record. The transcript has 2 exons. The coding region runs from base 229 to 2853 and encodes 874 amino acids. Lineage: Eukaryota; Metazoa; Arthropoda; Insecta; Hemiptera; Aphididae.
GAGUAGUCGAUCGUAAUGAGCCGUCGUCGCGUGUUGAUUUUAAAUUAUAUUUUAUAAUUAUAAUAUACAGUUUUUAUUUUUCGAUUAACGCUUGGAUUUAGGUCGCGAAUCGCUUAGACGAGUGUAUUACACGUAAACGAUUUUUUUGUUCUUUCAAUUCGCUGUCGUGUAUUGCACGUUAGCAUAUUACUAUUUUUAUAUUAAUAAUAUCCACAACGAACACAUCCGAUGCGCGAGAUAUCAAAUUCUCGUAUCUACACGUUUUCCGGCGGCGGGACCAUGCCGUACUUGUUACCCGCGCACGUAAUCAUGGAGAUGCAGAUAAGCAACGCGUCCGAGUUCCCGUUGUACCACUCGAUGGCGACGGGACCGCACUCGUUCCAGCUUCCAAGCGCCAUACCGCCCGUCAGCACCAUUCCGUCGUACAAGAACACUAUGUUCCCGGAUAGGUUGGGCGGCUUCUACUACGACUCGGCGGGCGUCACGCACGCCAUGCCCGCCGAACGGUGUGACCGGUGCUACGUCGAACUGUCGAUGAUCAGCAGUGCUCACCACUUCGGCAAGAAGCUGUGCGGCAUGUGCGCGGCCAAGGAGCAGCAGGUGUCGCCCAAGGUGGAGACCGAAAUCCUGGACUUAGACUCGCAACAGGUCAUGUCGCAACAGCAACAACAGCAGCAGCAGCAACAACAGCAGCAGCAGCAACAGGACACGACCAAAGCGUUCUUGCAGCACGGCGGCGUAGGAGUCGUCGUGCCUCCCGGUUACGAUAGGCCGCCGCAACCGCCGCCCCCGCCGCCGCCGGCUGUCGAGUGGCCCGGUUACUUCCAGCCGCAACAGAAUACGCUGUCCGGCGAACACCUGUCCCCCGACUACAACAAUGUGUCGACCACGACCACCACACCUCCAACGAUGAUGGGCGGAUCACCGCCUUCCGACAUGCAACCACAGCAACAGUACCAGACCAACUUUGACGGCGGCGGGUACGCGGUCGACUCGAACCAACAGCCCGGCGGAGGCGGUGGUGGGAGCGGCGGCGGCGGGUCCGGGUCCGGGACCAAAGGAAACGGGUCGUGGAAGUCGAACGAGGCCCGGCGCGCCAAGACUUACGAGUGUCCGGCUUGCGACAAGUGGUUCACCAGCUCUGGUCAUCUGAAACGGCACUACGGCACGCAGCUGCACAAGAACGCGGUCAAGCAGAGCGGCAAACCGGAUCCCGCGCUUUUGCCCAUGAAACAUCACUAUCACCCGUACCGGGACCCCGCAUACGUAGCCCAACAGAAGCUCAAGCAGCAGCAGCAGAACGGCUCGUCGUUGCACAAACAACAGUCGUCCAUGAUGAUGCCAGCCGACUUCCGUCCCGUCACGUCCACGUCAUCGUUUAACACCGAUUCUUUUUUAGAGCUGACUCCCCCAAACCUGACAGCAAGCCUCUCGGACAGUUUGGGGGGAACCCAAUUCCUACCGGCCCGUCGGCCGGUCAGCAACAGCAGCAGCAGCAGCAACAGCAACAACAGCAGUACGGCAGGUUUCACGGACGAGAUGCAAAUUUCUUCUUAUCCCAACAACAACAGCAGCAAAUACCGGGCGGACCUAACGGUGGUCCGUACGGCGGCCAUCCGCCAAGCCACGUCGUUCCCCGGCCACCGGCAGUCGACGGCGGGUCAACAAGCGCUUUCGGCAUACCUGCACCACCAGAUCACGGAUACCAUCCAGCCAUACACCACCCAGGGUUCUAUGAUCCAAACAACUACCAGCACGGAUUUGUACACCACUAUGCCCGACAAUAACGGCUGCGGUAACCACAUCUACCACGUCCACCACCACCACCAACCAAAUCAGCCGGAACAGCCGUACCAUCUCGGCAACGUAAUCGUCCGCAAUCAACAUCAACACCAGUUGCCGCCUCCGCCGCCAACGCACCACCUCCAUCACCAGCGAACCGUCGAUUAUCAGCAACCGUCGUCUACGACGGUGCAGCCGUCUGCGUACCAACAACCGGUGCAGCAAACCCAUCAGCGCCAGUUGCACGUGCUGCAGCAGCGCAACGUUAAACAGGAACCCGUGGAACUGAUCGAAUACAGCGUCGAAGAAACUCCGAUGGCCAGCCCGGACUCGAGCAUAGACCAUCAUCAUCAUCAUCAUCAACACCUCCAACACCAACAAUUGCACCACUAUCACCCACAGUACCAAGGACUGCUGGUGGUGGCGCCCAUAUCGCCGUCGUCGCCACCACCGUCGCUGCCUCUGCCGACGCACCACGCCGUCGCCGAUGACGACACGAUGGUCAGCGACAGCGGCGGUUCCAUCGACCUGGACACCGGUUCGCCGCCGAACUUUAACGGCAGUUGCGCGGAAUUGUCGUCGUCGCACUCCUCGUUGGCCAAAAAGUUCCGGAAAGCCACGCGCGUCACGUGCGAGCUUUGCAACAAAGACUUCACGGACAAGUGUUACAAGACCCAGCACGACCAGAGGUUCCACAGCGGUGAGAAGCCGUACCGGUGCGGCGUGUGCGGCAAGCGGUUUGGCGAGCACAAGCAGCUGCAGGUGCACGAGCUCCGGCACAACGACAGCAACAAGGCGUUCCCGUGCACCGUGUGCACCAAAAGCUUCAACUUCAAAAACGAUCUGGACCGGCACUUCAUGUCCAGCCACUCGGCCGACAAACCGUACCAGUGCGUGCAGUGCGAGAAGAAGUUUGUACGGCUGGACCACAAGCGGCACCACGAGAAGACGCACGACGACACCGUGGAGAAGACGAAAAAGAAGAAGAAAGCGGCGGCGGCAGCGGCGGCCGAGAUGACGUCCAGCCGUUACAGUGUCGGACAGCUGCAGCUCGCCGAGGACCAAUCGUAAAACACACUUUACUAUUAUACGUAUUUGUUUGCGCGAUCGAGUAAAUCGCGUUUUAAAAUGUUAUUGUUCUCCCCGUAAACAUGUUAACAUUUACGAGAUAAAAAUAUUGUCGCGGGAGUAGGCGACGCGACGACACACCGUCAAUGUAAAUUGUAUUAUUAUCAUUAUUAUUAUAAUUUUUUCCAUUUUUUGAUUUCGGUCGAAACAGCGUUGUACGACUCAUCCGUGUCGCCCAAACCACUGGCAGGAGUAUUAUUUCCGAAGACACGUUUGAAAGCGUAUGACUAUGUAGGUACCGUGUAAUACUAUACUUGUAUCGAUUUACUAUUGCGGACAUUUUUUCGUUCGAUAAAAAUCGCGUCGAUGAUUUUGAACCUGACCGGUCCGGCAUUCCGGCGCCGUGAAUAUUAGUGAAACAUUUUUCGAGAUUGACCGGCAUUAAAAUUUAUGUUGUACAUAACAAUAAUAAUAAUCCUAAAUCCAGGGGCAUUACAAUAUUGUUAAGAAUUUUUUAUUAAUAUAUUUUACAGCCCAUACCAAAAAUUCAACUACAAUCCUACCCCAAUUCCUCCCCACACCCCUAAAACAAAAAAAUAAAAAAAAAACAAAUAAAAAUAAAUUAAUACCCCGUCCCAUUGUUGCGUCGUUUGUUGAUGGCUCAAUAUCUUACACUAAGUAUACAUACCUAUUACCUAAUAUAUGUAAUAUUAUUAUUUUUUACAUUUAUUUUUAAUUUGUUGAAUUUAUUUUCAUUUGAUUUGGGUACCAAUAUUGCAUUAGUUAAAACAUAUCCCCCACAUGUUACAUAUCACACGACGACGCUCUAGAAUUAUUAUUAUUAUAUUAAUUAUGACAUUCGUUUGUUUCGUACCUGCUAUUAACUAUAUAAUAUAAUUGUAUGAUAAUAUUAUAUUGAAUAUAAAAACUGAUAUUUUUAUUUUGUG